Messenger RNA from Alternaria atra, 1104 nucleotides. RefSeq lists its product as uncharacterized. The transcript has a single exon. Lineage: Eukaryota; Fungi; Ascomycota; Dothideomycetes; Pleosporales; Pleosporaceae. The coding region runs from base 1 to 1104 and encodes 367 amino acids. The record is from RefSeq and is a predicted model, not a curated record.
AUGGCAAAGCUACCGAAGCCCCCGAAAUCAUUUCCUGUAAAGUCUGCGAUACCGUCGAAGCCCACUAUACCAUUACGCAGACGAAUACCCCGAGCGCAACUAGACACUGAACUACCGCUACGAGCUCCCGCCAACCAAACACCUGAACAAGCAGCGAAGAGAGUAUGGGCGGCACGUCCAAAGUUAUCAGAUCUACAGCGCCUGUCGGAUGAGGAGUUGAGGUCGGCACAACAUCAGGCAAAACUACGGAGAUGGAGACAAUGGCCCAUGUUCGGUGUCGGACUGAUCGCAUUUGGAAUGGGCACAUACGCGACCAUGCUCUACACGUCUUUGACACAAGAUCCCGACCUGAAAGACUUGCCAGAAGACCUCUCUGACCGCUUCGACAAAGAGGCCGAGGGCUAUGACGAGAAAGUAGAUACGUCUGAGAUGCUGCUCUUCCUGACUAGGAAGCGCAAGAAGCUUACUGCCAUGGCUAAGGGACAUGUACUGGAGGUGGCCGUUGGUACGGGUAGGAACAUACCUUACUACAAGACCAAGCAAUGUGCGACAGUGACGCUGCUCGAUUCAAGCGGGCCCAUGCUGGCCGUUGCAAAGCGAAAGUGGAACGAUACGCACAAAGAGUACUUUAGCCGUGUCUUCUUCAAGCAACAGUCCGCCAUAGACCCGAUAACGCCACCAUAUGGUGCCCAAGACGGAUACGACACGGUGAUACAGACAAUGGGACUCUGCUCCACUCCCGAGCCCGUGAAGCUGCUGCAGAAUCUAGAAGCAUCGACCAAUGAGAAUGGACAAAUCUUACUUCUAGAGCACGGCAAGUCGCAUUACGAGUGGCUCAACAACAUGCUAGACAAAACAGCUCCAGCUCAUGCCGAUGAACAUGGUUGCUGGUGGAACAAAGACAUCGGCAAGAUUGUCGAAGAGAGUGGGUUGGAAGUCGUCGACAUGAAACGCUACAAUUUCGGCACGACCUGGUGGUUGCAGUUGAAGCCGAGGAAGGGCAUGCGGCAAAGAGUGGCCGAGACCACCACAUCUGAGGAGCCGCUCGCUGCACCAACCGGAUCCCCGGUUACACAAAAGCCAUGGUGGUCGCUGUGGAGAUGA